CAGGCUGACUUCCGGCGCCGCCGCCGAGUCCUCCAGCGUCCCACAAUCCCCUUCUCCUUUUCCCCUCCCAAUAUGGCGCUGCUGAGGGCUCUGCCGUCGACGGCGCUGAGCUGCUCGGCAGCUUCUGCUCGGCGAAGGAGGUCGCUGCUGCCUCUCUUCUUGUGGCGACCGGCGGCGGCGGGAGCGGCCUGGACUCACGCCUGCAAGCCCCGCCGGGCGGCCCUCAAGACCUCUCAGAUUCCACCAAUAUCAAACCAGUUCGUGUGGCAGAGUUCAGGGAGAUGCUACUCAAGGCAAUUCCUGGAUGCUGCAAAGAAUCUUCAGGGAUGGUCACUGAUAGACAAAAGGACGUGCUGGCAUGGACAUGCUGGUGGAGGACUCCAUACAGAUCCAAAGAAAGGGAUGAAAGAAAUAGAUGGUGGGAAAAUCAUCAAAGCAAUGUUGUCUUACGUGUGGCCCAAGGACAGGCCUGACCUGCGUGCCAGGGUAGCCAUUGCCCUUGGAUUUUUAGCAUGUGCAAAGGCCAUGAAUAUAGUGGUUCCCUUCAUGUUUAAAUAUGCAGUAGACAACCUCAACCAGAUGUCUGGAAAUGUUCUGAACCUAAGUGAUGCACCAAACACAGUUGCAACCAUGGCAACAGCUGUUCUGAUUGGAUAUGGCAUCUCACGAGCUGGGUCUGCUUUAUUUAAUGAAGCGAGAAAUGCUGUAUUUGGGAAAGUAGCCCAAAGCUCCAUCCGAAGGAUAGCAAAGAACGUCUUUCUCCACCUGCAUAACCUGGACUUGAGUUUCCACCUGAGCCGGCAGACGGGAGCCUUAUCGAAAGCCAUUGACAGGGGAACCAGAGGCAUCAGCUUUGUCCUCAGUGCUUUAGUAUUCAAUUUGGGACCCACCAUGUUUGAAGUGGCCCUUGUUAGCGGGAUUUUGUACUACAAAUGUGGUGCACAGUUUGCGCUAGUAAGCCUGGGGACGUUGGGAGCAUACACGAUGUACACAGUAGGCAUUACGCAGUGGAGAACUAAAUUUAGGGUAGAAAUGAACAAAGCAGAUAAUGAUGCAGGUAAUGCCGCAAUUGACUCGCUGCUGAAUUAUGAAACUGUGAAGUAUUUCAAUAAUGAAAUGUAUGAAGCCAAGCGUUACGAUGGGUUUUUGAAGACCUACGAAAAUGCCUCUCUGAAGACUACCUCUACUUUAGCUGUGCUUAACUUUGGACAAAGCGCUAUAUUCAGUGUUGGCCUAACUGCCAUCAUGGUGCUGGCUAGCCAAGGAAUCAUUGCAGGUAACCUAACCGUUGGUGAUCUGGUAAUGGUGAACGGACUGUUGUUCCAACUUUCUCUACCCCUUAACUUCCUGGGAACAGUGUACAGAGAGACAAGGCAAGCGCUCAUAGACAUGAACACUUUGUUUACGCUACUUAGUGUAGACACAAAAAUUAAAGAUAAAGCGCUGGCUCCGCCCCUGCAGAUCACACCACAGACCUCUACCAUCGCCUUUGAUAACGUGCAUUUUGAAUACCUUGCGGGGCAGAAAGUCCUCAAUGGCGUGUCUUUUGAAGUCCCUGCAGGAAGGAAAGUGGCCAUUGUAGGAGGCAGUGGGUCAGGGAAAAGCACAAUAGUAAGAUUAUUAUUUCGCUUCUUUGAACCUCAGAAGGGAGAGAUAUACGUUGCUGGCCAGAAUAUACAAAGCAUCAGUUUGGAAAGCCUAAGGAAGGCUAUAGGAGUCGUGCCUCAGGACGCUGUUCUCUUCCAUAAUACCAUCUACUACAACCUCUCCUAUGGCAACAUCAAUGCCUCUGCAGAAGAAGUCUAUGCUGUGGCAAAGCUGGCUGGGAUCCAUGAUGCUAUUCUCAGAAUGCCCAAUGGGUAUAACACGCAAGUGGGGGAGCGCGGUCUGAAGCUGUCAGGAGGAGAAAAGCAAAGAAUUGCCAUUGCUAGAGCGAUCUUGAAGAACCCUCCCAUCAUCCUCUACGAUGAAGCUACUUCAUCUUUAGAUUCAAUUACAGAAGAGAACAUUUUGAAUGCCAUGAGGGACAUGGUGAGACACAGAACAUCCAUCUUCAUUGCACACAGAUUGUCAACAGUGGUUGAUGCAGAUGAAAUCAUCGUCCUGGAUCAGGGUAAAAUUGCAGAGCGUGGAAGGCAUUUAGAUCUCCUUACCAGUCCCAGCAGCCUCUACUAUGAAAUGUGGCACACUCAGAGCAGCCGCAUGCUGAACAGCAGACCUAACGAACGGUGGGAGGAGAGGAACAACCACAUGUCCAAAGAGGAGGAGAGGAAGAAGCUGCAAGAAGAAAUCAUCAACAGUGUGAAAGGCUGUGGGAACUGUUCGUGCUAGGUGCAAGCCCAACUCGCCCUCUUCUUCUGCCUCCCACCCCACAGAUGUAAUGGCAAUACAAGUUUGCACUGAACCUAUUUCCUGCAUUUUAACAGAAUAAACAAUGCAGAGAUUGUGUGGGUCUUGUAAAAAGGCUUUUCUCCAUGGGAUGCAGUUUCUUUAACCAAAAGACUUUACUUCUGCCUCUUGGUAUCUCUAAUACUUAAUGAGAUCGGUGGGAGCAUGUUGGAAUUUCCUUGGCAUAUCUGAGUAACACAUAUUGGGGUGGGGGAGAAUAGUUUGGGACGUGUGCGUUUGUCCCCAGCAUUCAUUUGUAAGGUGACAGGAAUCUGUCUUCUGGCCAGAAUAUAAUUUCUGAGCUACACUGUGAAGUGUUUGCAUUCUGUUGCUCUUCACCACUGAUAGUGGGUUCAAGAUGUUUUUAUAUUAUCAGUUUUAACAAAAGCCAAUAAACUCGAGUGUGUGUGUGUUAAUGGGGAAACAUGAAGCCUUUAACAUUCAUAAAUAACUGUUGGAUUUAAUAAAAUUUGUAUCCUUUUUAUAAAGAAUAAUGGAUGUUGAGUCUGAACCAGCACAUUCAGAGAGAUUUCUGCUUUGUCCUUUCACACUUUAUUCUCCCUGUUCUUGUCUUACAAAAAGUACUUCUUUCUUGGACAGCUAAGAUGUCGAAAUUGCAAGCAAAAAUUGAUCCUAAUAUGAUCAGUGCACCUCACAAGACCAUCUCUGUUCUCUACCACUUCUAAAAACAAGGAAAUUAUUAUUCUAUUAAAUUCUAAUGAGAAUUCAAUACAAAAUAUUGUCAGUGUUAUUGUCUUACCCAUGAGUUUAGUUUCUGCAGUGAAAGAAAGAAUGCUUCAAAUGCUUGGUGCAGUUCAAAGGACCUAUCAUAAUUGGACUCAAUUAUGUCUGUAAGUAUUGAUGAAGAAACUGUGUGUGUUCUUAAAAAUUGAUGUGUUGGAGCAUGAGAUGACCUUGAUUAAAAAUUACUGUUGGGCCAUUACAGUACAAAGAUGAGUAACCUUCAUGUUGUGGAUGUAAAGCAAUAUCCUGCUAAUGUGUGGUGGCAGUUUAGAAUUGCUUUUAAUUUAGACUCUGUCUUCUCAUUUUCCCUAACUGGAUGUGUCUCUUACUUGAAUUGGUGCAGAGAAUAGUGGCAAAGAAUGUAAUAUGUCUGUCUGCCAGAAACCGCAGAUGAAAGCUUUCUGUAGCUGCUGCCCCCUUUCCUGUGCAGCAGUAGUAAGGGGCAUUGGGAGGGAGGGAAGCGAGCCAAUCGCAUCAGCAUCCUACUGCUGUGGACAGGAAAAGGUGGUGUAAAUAAAAGCUUGUAUUUCUGCUUCUGGUUUUCUUUUUUGUUCCCAGUGUGAAAACUCUAAGCUCAAGUUUCCAUAUUUCUCAGGGGACAUGCACUGUCAUCCAGAAAUCAAUGGAUGAACUGGGUUUCUUAACCUUGGGCCCCCAGAUGUUGUUGGACUACAACUCCCAUCAUCCACCGGCAUGGCCUUUGUGGCUGAGGGUGAUGGGAGUUGUAGUCCAACAACAUCUGGGGGGGCAAGGUUAAGAAACCCUAAAUUACAUUGUGAGGGUGCCAUCUUGUGCACCCACAAGAACUUCCUUGUGGGUUUUAAUGGAAGGGGAGAGUUCUCUGAAUGUUGAGCCUGCUUCCACUGACAUGAAUGCAGAAGCCUGCACAAGAAUGUCCUUUAAUCACAACAGAAGCUGCUUUCUUCCUAGAUGAACUUUCCUCAUUUGCAUUUGUCUGUGCAUUAAGCAUGCUUACCUGUUAACCACGGCAUCCUGGAUUCAUCAUUUUCUUUUUGUUCCUUUUUGCAGGAAGGUGGUUCAUACAGAGAAUGCCAAUGGUUGUUUGUUUUUUGUCAAGCACCUUCUGUGUAUUUUGGGGUGAAGCAUCAGUUGAAAGCAAAACAGUAAAUCUCUAAAGCAUCACCCCUACUCUUAGCAACCAUAUUUCUUUGUUCAUGUCCUUCCUUUUCUUUACUUGUUGCAUGAAUUGCUGGUUUAUAGUAAAACCUACACAUUCUUUUAAAAUGUAACAAAAAUAAGGUAUUAUAAAGAGAGCAGGAGGUAAAAACUUUAGUAUUAGCAGCUUGGCAUUAUAGAUGAUCUUUUGACCUCUGUUACAAUGCAAUUUGUGCUGCUUCUUUUUUUAAACACCAAAUUGGUCGUCCUUACUCUUACUUAUUACCAACUGAAUGCUUAAUUUGGCGUGGUAGGAUUUGAUCAGCGUUCUCAGGUCAUUCUUUGAUAUCAAAGGCAUCCUUGAUUUUGGCUGUUUGAGACUACUGUAGCUUAGAUAAGGCAAGAGGAUGUUGUAAGGUUGAAAUCCUACUGCAGUUCUGUUUUCCGAGCACUUUGAAGCUGUUUGGUAGGUUACAUUAUAGACAUUAUAAAAUCCGCAGACUCAAUAAGUGUGUUUGUAUGGCUCUUAGGAGUCAGACCGGGUUAUGGCAGCUCAACCAAGCCAGGAGAGGUAGAAAACAAAUGCCCGUUAACAUCAGAAUGAGGCAAACUGGAUAGUGCUGUUGAGAUUUGCUUUGAUGCCUAAAUAGACUUGUUUACAAUUCAUGGGCAGAUUCCCUGAACACCAAAUAAGAUGAAAUAGCAAGCGGGGGGGGGGGGAGAUUCCUUAACCUCUUGCUGAUGUCAGGCAGCAUGCAUUGUAGGUAUGACUUGGUACUUCUCUGCAUUUGGUUCCAGCUUUUCUUGUUUGUGUUUUGGGAGAGCUGUGUUUACCCCACCCCACCCCACCCCACCCCAAGGUGUGCUAAAAUUCAGAUUUUAAGUUGCAUCCAGGCUUUUAUUUCAGCCAAUAGAGUAAGAUGUAGUGAUAACCAAUGUCCAAGAAACUCGCAAUAAAAUUAUUGUAUAUACGAAGUCCAUUAGGAAACCUCCUUCAUUUGUUUAAUAUGUGUAGAUAAUUAUUGCUGGAAUAAAUGAUUUAUUUGUGAAUAAAAA
Molecule: messenger RNA, 5304 nt
Organism: Hemicordylus capensis (graceful crag lizard)
Lineage: Eukaryota; Metazoa; Chordata; Lepidosauria; Squamata; Cordylidae
Gene: ABCB7
Product: ATP binding cassette subfamily B member 7
Exons: 16
Coding region: 73-2331 (752 amino acids)
Biological process (GO): intracellular iron ion homeostasis; transmembrane transport
Cellular component (GO): mitochondrial inner membrane
Molecular function (GO): ATP binding; ATP hydrolysis activity; ABC-type transporter activity
Source: RefSeq, a predicted model, not a curated record